This is a messenger RNA of Penicillium brevicompactum, 1272 nucleotides long. RefSeq names its product Flavin monooxygenase FMO. Gene Ontology annotation, molecular function: flavin adenine dinucleotide binding; NADP binding; N,N-dimethylaniline monooxygenase activity. The transcript is spliced from 4 exons. The coding region runs from base 1 to 1272 and encodes 423 amino acids. The record is from RefSeq and is a predicted model, not a curated record. NCBI's taxonomy places the organism in Eukaryota, Fungi, Ascomycota, Eurotiomycetes, Eurotiales, Aspergillaceae.
AUGCAUGUUGAACGGGUUGCUGUCAUUGGCGCUGGGCCAUGUGGUCUAGGAGUUGCGAAAUAUCUUCUUGCUGAACAAAAAUUCAAAGAAAUCACAAUCUUUGAGCAGCGCAACCAGCCUGGUGGUGUCUGGAACUACACAGGUGAGGAAGGCCUUGAGAACGCAGCCGCAGAGCCUCGUCCCAAGCCUAGCCAACAGCCUCAGAAGGAUGUCAACGGCACUUUCCCUUCACCUGUUGUGAAAGAGUAUCUCCACAAGUAUGCGGAGGAGUUGCUGCCGUUGAUACGGUUCCAAUCUCUGAUUCUGGACGUUCAGUUGAAGACGCAGCACCCGCAUGCCGAAUGGAUCGUGACGUGGCGUGAUUUGAGGACCACCGAGACGCUUUCUGCACAGUUUGAUGCGGUAAUAGUAGCGAAUGGCCAUCACAAUGAUCCAUACAUCCCAGAAGUCGCCGGGUUGACGGAGUGGACACGCGCCUUCCCAGGAUCAAUCAUCCAUUCUGCGUCAUAUAGACGUCCCGAGUCAUUCUCGAACAAUAGUCUCAAAGCACCCGUUGUUGAUCUCCGAGCGGACCGAGACCAUUCUCCCCCUGAAAAGGCCGCAUUCGCCGAGAACGUGCCAGAGAUAAGCUCUCUAGACCCCAUCAACAGGGUCGUAAAGUUCAUUGACGGUCGCGAGGAGCGAGAUGUGGACAAUGUCGUCUUCUGUACAGGUUAUCACUUCUCUGUCCCAUUCCUGUCGAGUCUCCACCCUUCGAUUGUCACAGAUGGCGUAAGACCCCACCAGCUGUACCGCCAUGUCUUCUAUAAAAAAGAACCCACUCUUGCCCUGAUAGGCUUCCCCCAGCGAAUCGUACCUUUCCCAUUCAGCCAGGCACAAGGUGCAUGGGUGGCGCGCUUUCUAUCAGGGCGGGUAUCUCUGCCGUCCGAAGUCGAGAUGGACCAGUGGAUCAGUCACUGGACAGAGAUUCGCGGAGAUGGUCGCAGCUUCAAUACCCUUGCGUUUCCCAUUGAUGCAGAUUAUAUCAACUCAUUGCAUGAGCUGAGCUCCACUGCGGUGCGCAAGGAGGGAUUGGAAAAUGAGGGUAGGGGACGAAGCUCACCUUACUGGGGUGAGAAGGAGAAGUGGACACGCGCCAGAUUCCCGUUGAUUAAGAAGGCAUCACAGGCGCUUGGAGAUCAGCGAAGCCGGGUCAAAAGUUUGGAGGAGCUUGGGUUCAAUUUUGAAAAAGAAACUGCUCAAAAUGUAGAUGUCAGCAACGCGCGCCUGUAG